Molecule: messenger RNA, 2824 nt
Organism: Sphaerodactylus townsendi
Lineage: Eukaryota; Metazoa; Chordata; Lepidosauria; Squamata; Sphaerodactylidae
Gene: NSUN4
Product: NOP2/Sun RNA methyltransferase 4
Exons: 6
Coding region: 45-1274 (409 amino acids)
Biological process (GO): rRNA methylation
Cellular component (GO): mitochondrial large ribosomal subunit
Molecular function (GO): methyltransferase activity
Source: RefSeq, a predicted model, not a curated record
CGAUUCCCAGGCAUCUCGGGGCGGGACUUUUGCCGGCGUUGGCCAUGGCGGCUGCCUCUGUUGCUGCACACGUUGGGGGGAAAAGGUGGCCGUUCUUAGGGCUCAUGUGGACCAGAGCCUUUUCCGUCUCCUGUACUCACCGGCACAAGAAGAAAUGGGCAGCCACCCGUCCUAAGCUCUCUGCUAUCAGACUGGCUCUGCAGAAUUUCGACAUAAACUACAGUGUGCAGUUUGACAGCCUCUGGCCUUCGAUACGUAUCAGUCUUCUCUCAGAGCAGAAAUACGGAGCUCUUUUCAACAAUUUCUCCAAUAUACAGCAAGUCACCCAGGAACUGGAGCAUCUGAAUGCUGUGGAUUUUAUUUGGGAAUCUCAGAAAGUGGUGCAAGAUCUGGCUUCUACAGCAGCACAACAGGCUAGUGAACCAGCCAUGUUAACAGGAACUCUGGCUGUAUCUGCUGAGCCUCAACUACAGCCACUUCCUUGUCUUUCUACACUAAUUAGUCCCAACAUCAAAUGUUACACGUUCCCCAAAGGAGACCUCAGCCUCUUUCCUCCUGCCAGACCAGACACACUUGGAAUCCUGGGCUACUACCUCUUGGAUGCUGCAUCAGUCCUGCCUGUAUUGGCUCUCAAUGUGCAGCCUGGUGAUUUAGUCCUUGACCUUUGUGCAGCACCAGGUGGAAAGACACUAGCACUUCUACAGACUGGAUGUUGUCGAGAACUAGCAGCCAACGAUAUCUCUGCUUCUCGCACUGGCCGGUUGAAUAGAGUUCUCCGUAGCUACGUUCCCCAAAACAUCUGUGAUAUACUUCGGAUUACAUCAUGGGAUGGAAGGAAGUGGAGAGAUUUAGAGGCAAACACUUAUGAUAGGGUGCUUGUGGACGUGCCAUGCACAAAUGACCGGCAUUCAGUCCUGGAAGAGGACAAUAACAUGUUCAAAAACAUGAGAAAAGGGGAGCGUCAGAUGUUGCCAAUGCUGCAGCUGGAGUUGCUUGUUUCUGCAAUCCUUUCUGCCAAGCCAGGAGGAGAGGUGGUGUACUCAACAUGUUCCUUGUCCCAGCUUCAGAAUGAGUAUGUGGUUGAGAGAGCAGUGGAGUUACUAAAAAUCCAAUACAACAUUGAAGUCCAUGUUGAGGAUCUAAGUAUUUUCCGGAGACUUUUCCAGGGCACAUUUUCUUUCUUUCCUAACUGCCGACUUGGGGAGCUUGUUCUUCCCCACCUCACAGCCAACUUUGGACCCAUGUACUUUUGCAAAUUGCGCAGAUUGGAAUAGAAUAGACAGAGUAGUCUAUGGAAGGAGCUUUGCUUCUGACGUUUGUCAUUUGAUUAUUGAAUUUCCAAAACGGCACAACCAUCUUUCUUGAAGUGACUGCGCCUUCAGCUUUGCAUGUUUCUCAUGACCUGUGAUUGGUUGCCAAAAACAUCUGUGCAUCGACAGUCCGUGCCUUGGGAAACAACAUUUUUGUGCCACUGCCUGGAAGAUCCAUCUAAGUCACAUGCCUAUGAAUGCUGCCCUACACCCAUUAGAGGUAUUUAUACAUUACUUCUGUCAUGUGGAUUACCUGCAUAGGCAAAGUUCUGGGAAGUUGCUCCUCAUAUUUCCCAGAAACCACUGAAUAAAAAAUGUUAACAGAAAUAUUAACUUUUUGUGCUUUUCUUCAUAUUUUUCCAUGGAUUGAGCUGUCCUUUAGACCAGAUAUUAAGUCAAAGGGUGGGGAAGGGGCUGGGGAAGAAAAACAUAUGCCUUGGCAUGCUGUAAAAUCAGCCGAUUUCUGACAAUGUUGAGUUGAAGCAGAGACGGUGUGAUACAUGCAUUUGCCACAUGCCUGUCAGCUACUUCUCAAGCUGAACCUGGCAGACUACAUGCUCUGUGGAGUCUUCUAUCCUCAAACCAACAUAACAAGACCAUUAUUGUUAUCUUUUAAAUGCCAGUUUAGGGGGGGAAAGUUUUUAUUGUCUGCAUGAGAUCUGCAGGGUCAGAUAUCAGAGGGUAACUAGUUCUUUAGGUUCACAUCUCAAAAGGACCUGAUCAAAUCAAGGUCAUUCGUUGAGUAGAAAAGACUACAUCAGAUGCAGCAGGAAGUGUCCUUAUUUGUUCACAAGUUCUAGAUAUAAUGUAACUGAAUAGAGUUGGGAAAGAGCAUGGGACAACGUUCAGAGAUGGUGAUAGAAAUAAACCAGCAUUGCACAUAAUCUGAAAUUCCAGGGUUCAGUUGUGUAGCAGAAAUUAUUAUGUUACUGCAUUUGGACUAUAGCUCCUUAGAUCCAUCCUACCAAUUAGAGUUUUUAAAUCACCCUUACAACUAACGUGGAUAUAAAAUCCUGGUUAGGAUUGGAUUGGCCUAGAAGAAGAAGAGUUGGCUUUUAUACCCCUUUUUCUCUAGCGUAAGGAGUCUCAAAGCGACUUACAAUUACCUUCCCUUCUUAUCCCCACAACAGAUACCUUGUAAGGUAGUAAGGUAGGUGGGACUGAGAGAGUUCUGAGAGAGCUGUGAAUAGCCCAAGUCACCCAGAAGUCUUCAUGUGUAGGAGUAGGGAACCAAACCUGGUUCUGUCAUGACAUGUACUAUCAACAGUAGAUCAUCUCCUAGGCAGCAGAAGUAAGAGUCAGAAAAAGGAGUCAAAUGACAGCUAGACUGGAUCAAACCAGUUCCAGAUGGCCUUUAAUGUGAUUAGUUCAUCAAUGUAUAAAAGUAUUUGCACUGUACAGUGUAUCUGUUCUUUUGGGAAACUUGUUUGGCGAAGCACUUUGUUUGACUUCCAUAUCUGUGUAUGUAGCUCUGUACAUAUUACAACUAUAUGAUAAAAGCCUUCCUUGUGGAA